Molecule: messenger RNA, 774 nt
Organism: Calypte anna (Anna's hummingbird)
Lineage: Eukaryota; Metazoa; Chordata; Aves; Apodiformes; Trochilidae
Gene: MRPL18
Product: mitochondrial ribosomal protein L18
Exons: 4
Coding region: 100-651 (183 amino acids)
Biological process (GO): translation
Cellular component (GO): mitochondrion; ribosome
Molecular function (GO): structural constituent of ribosome; 5S rRNA binding
Source: RefSeq, a predicted model, not a curated record
CGGGGGCAGUGCCGGCUUCCCCAAGAUGGCGGCGCCCAGUUGUCCCUGAGCUGGGAGUAGGUGACUGCUGCCCGAGUCCGUGUCGGGCACUGGCUCCCCAUGGCGCUGAACAGCCGCCGCUGCCUGCUGCUGGCGGCCGGCAGGUUCCAGGCAGGUGGAGCGGGUCCUUCUUUUGCAUCAACUACAAGCAGUCCCAAAACUGAGACUGAAGUGGACACAAGUGAAAAUGAGAUCGUUGCCCCAGACUUUACAAACAGGAAUCCUCGGAACUUGGAGCAGUUGGCCCUUGCUAGGAAGGAGCGUGGCUGGAAGACAACAUGGCCAAAGCGUGAAUUCUGGCAUAGGUUACGUCUUGAGCGGACACAGCAUUAUGUAGAAGCCUUUGUUGAGCGCUGUAAUGGGGAUGUUGUGGUAUCUGCCUCUACCCGAGAAUGGGCCAUAAAGAAAUACCUGUACAGUCCCAAGGGAGUAACAGCAUGCAAAAACCUUGGUCGUGUAAUGGCACAGCGCUGUUUAGAAGCAGGAAUCAACUUUGUGAACUUUAAAGCUGUUAUCCCCUGGGAACGUCGUUGUGAUUCGAUUAAGGAGUUUGAAAAAGCUAUGGAGGAGGGUGGUGUUGUUCUGCGUGAACCCCGAAGAAUCUAUCAGUAAAUUGGAGACCCCGAGGAAAAGAUUCAAAGGAAUAGUGAUCGCUGCUUUAGGUGCGUAUAGAAGGACAGUGAAGGCCCAGCACUGGAGAAACUUGGAACUUAGAAUAAAAUGUUUCUCAAUGCA